Messenger RNA from Thermothielavioides terrestris NRRL 8126, 708 nucleotides. RefSeq lists its product as uncharacterized. The transcript has 2 exons. The coding region runs from base 1 to 708 and encodes 235 amino acids. The record is from RefSeq and is a predicted model, not a curated record. Lineage: Eukaryota; Fungi; Ascomycota; Sordariomycetes; Sordariales; Chaetomiaceae.
AUGUCUCCACGAAGAAGGUACCGCGGCAGCGGCGACAGAGACUACGACAACGGCCACAACGGUUACAGCAACAGCGACAGCGACAGCAGCAACAGCAACGGUGGACACGGAGGGUAUUGGCCCCGAGGCCACAAUCGGCAUCAGAACCCCCGCAACCGCUUCGACUACGAUCAAAACGGCGGUAACCGCGGGCGUAACGGCGUGCGCAACGGCGACAGGAACGGGCACGGCGAUCGGAACGGACACGGCGACCGGAACGGACACAGCGACCGGAACAAACAUGGCGGCCGGAACGGGCACGGCGGCCGGGACGGCAAAGGCGACCGGAACGGCAACAUCUCUAUACUGGAGGCAUAUCUCGACAAGCUUUUGAUCAGGAAGCACUUUGACGUCGAGGAGCUCCAAAAACUGGCCUGGAUUACCGCUCUCAUCCUCAAGCUCAUGUGGGACAAGGGUAUGAGGCAAGGGAUGAAUGCCUUGGAAAUCUCCCGAGCGUUGAGUAUUCCGGUGACAGUCAGUCAAUGGCUCCGCGAAGUCGCCACCAGCUUGAUCAGCGCUACUCCCGAUGCAGAAGGGGACAUCGAAAUGCUGGAUGCCGACCGGGAGCACAACAACUUCCAAACACUGUUUGCCGAAGGCCCCGACUUCACGAGGAUCUUCGUCGAUAUGUUGGCCAGAUCUGUACCAUUUCCUGGAAGGCAACAUUAG